Peromyscus leucopus (white-footed mouse) is the source of this 1708-nucleotide messenger RNA. RefSeq names its product DNA repair protein RAD51 homolog 2. The transcript is spliced from 6 exons. Gene Ontology annotation, molecular function: ATP binding; DNA binding; ATP-dependent DNA damage sensor activity. The coding region runs from base 39 to 650 and encodes 203 amino acids. Gene Ontology annotation, biological process: double-strand break repair via homologous recombination. NCBI's taxonomy places the organism in Eukaryota, Metazoa, Chordata, Mammalia, Rodentia, Cricetidae. Gene Ontology annotation, cellular component: Rad51B-Rad51C-Rad51D-XRCC2 complex. The record is from RefSeq and is a predicted model, not a curated record.
CAGGUCCACCAGGUUGUGGAAAAACUCAGUUUUGUAUAAUGAUGAGUGUUUUAGCUACCUUACCCACCAGCAUGGGAGGAUUAGAAGGGGCUGUUGUCUACAUUGACACGGAGUCUGCGUUUACUGCUGAAAGACUGGUAGAGAUCGCAGAAUCCCGUUUUCCACUCUAUUUUAACACUGAAGAAAAACUGCUUCUGAUGAGCAGUAAAGUCCGUCUUCACCGGGAACUUACCUGUGAGGGAGUUCUACAGAGGCUUGAGUCUUUGGAGGAGGAGAUUAUUUCCAAAGGAGUUAAGCUUGUGAUUGUUGACUCCAUUGCUUCUGUGGUCAGAAAGGAGUUCGAUUCGAAGCUUCAGGGCAACAUCCAGGAAAGGAACAAGUACUUGGCCAAAGAAGCAUCCUUACUGAAGUACCUGGCUGAGGAAUUUUCACUCCCGGUUAUCUUGACGAAUCAAAUUACGACCCAUCUGAGUGGAGCCCUCCCUUCUCAAGCAGACCUGGUGUCUCCGGCUGAUGAUUUGCCCCUGUCUGAAGGCACUUCUGGAUCCAGCUGUGUGGUAGCCGCACUAGGAAACACAUGGAGUCACUGUGUGAACACCCGGCUGAUUCUCCAGUACCUUGAUUCAGAGAGAAGGCAGGAGGCGCCCUAAAGUUAUUGAACAUUCGAGGGAGGAGCCAAUAUGUUGUUGACAGGACCAAUACUAUUACUGAAGGCCCUAAUCCUGAUUUGGGCCUGUGGCUUUUCUCAAUGCCAUGGGUUAUUUGGGAUCUUGGGCUGGAGUAUCCAGUGUUUCCUUUCUGACGAUGGAAUUCUCUCAGAAUCCAUUUUGGACUUUUCAAAGACUCAGACAUCGUCACUGUGAAGACACGAGCCUUCGUCGAACCCGCUUCCCUCUGGAUCACAGUUGUACCGAGCAUCUGAGUCUCCUGCUGUACUCACAAGCCCUAAUUAGGAGCCCACCGAAGAUGCAGCUCCAGAGCUAAGGACACUGUCCGGCCCACGGGUUCUGAGAGAAGGUGAAAAAGAAAGAGGCAAACACAUCCUUCUUAGGAUGCUGAGACAAGAUGCAAGGUCCAGGCCAGCUUGGGCUGACUGGGAGCCAUUGUCAUAAAACAAAUGAAGAUCCAAGAAGCAGUCUUUGAUGAAUAUGUGAGCCCGGUCUUGAGUCACUCUUCCCCAUUUUGAAUGUUGCAGCUUAGUAGUUCCUUAAGGCAUCCGUAGUCAGCUACAGAGUCUCACUUCAGACCCGGACAACUGCAAGCUGACAUCUAUAUGGUAGUGGUAUCGGACUACUGAACACAAUGACGCUUUAGAAGCCAUCUACUGAGAGCUGUGGAAGAAUGGGAGCCUGUCUAGUCUGUCCCUAGAAUCCUCGCAGGAAUUCCUUUCUAUAACCAAGUCAGAGCCCUGAACGUGACGGGCAUCCAUGUCACAUGAGGGAGGGAUCCUUCAGAGGCAGGUGGCUUGAGCACUUGAAGGUAAACAGAAGUCCUUAAAGUAGAUUUGGGGCCUAAUAGGAGACUUUAAGCCCAUAGUCACCCAAUGGUUAACAUGAUGUCUUAGAUGCUGUAAGCCAUAGUUUUGUGCCUCUUGGCUUCCAGAUUUCUCUGAAGGUUUCUGCUCCAGAGAGAGCAGACUUCGUUGCCCUAACUCAAACAUAAAUCCUUCCCAUAGACAGCUUCCAAUUUUGCUUUUCACUCCAGCACA